AUGAGCGCUGCACUCGCGAGGCGCUUCAGUUCUCUCGUCACCGACGGCUGGACGGAUAUCAAUGGCAUCGCGGUAAUCAAUUACCUCGCCAUUUGCGGCUACCAGACAUUUUUCUUGGAGUCAGUAUACACAGGCAGCACCAGUGACGCCGUGCUUCUAGCCGACGAUAUCCAACGCGUGAUCAGAAAGGACGACUUCAUCGAUUUCGUGGCGGUUGUGACCGACAAUUCACCGGCCAAUCAGAAUUCAUGGACGAUUCUUCAAGAACCUCGCCGGGAAAUGUUUUUUCUCGGUUGCGCCGCACACACAGUCAAUCUGCUGGUGAAGGACGUGGUGGCGUCGCUCACGUGA
Messenger RNA from Phytophthora sojae, 351 nucleotides. RefSeq lists its product as hypothetical. The record is from RefSeq and is a predicted model, not a curated record. Lineage: Eukaryota; Oomycota; Peronosporomycetes; Peronosporales; Peronosporaceae. The coding region runs from base 1 to 351 and encodes 116 amino acids. The transcript has a single exon.